Molecule: messenger RNA, 791 nt
Organism: Daktulosphaira vitifoliae (grape phylloxera)
Lineage: Eukaryota; Metazoa; Arthropoda; Insecta; Hemiptera; Phylloxeridae
Gene: RpL24-like
Product: probable ribosome biogenesis protein RLP24
Exons: 4
Coding region: 175-720 (181 amino acids)
Biological process (GO): ribosomal large subunit biogenesis
Cellular component (GO): nucleolus
Source: RefSeq, a predicted model, not a curated record
AUUGAUACUUCAGUUGUUAAUUCAUUAAACCAUACAUAGUAUUCAAAUGGUCUAAGUAUAAUUUUUAAAUUUUAGCUGUCACAUUUUAGUUUUAUUUUUAUGUAAAUUUAAUAAUAGGAAGAUAUAGAGAAGUUUUAAUAAAUAAUAGUUGAAAUAAAUUGAUAAAAAAGAAAAAUGCGUAUUGAUACGUGUUAUUUUUGUUCAUCAAAAAUUUAUCCAGGACACGGUAUGCAUUUUGUAAGAAACGAUUGUAAGGUAUUCAAAUUUUGUCGAUCAAAAUGCCAUAGAGCAUUCCAAAAGAAAAAGAAUCCAAGACGUGUAAGAUGGACAAAAGCUUAUCGUAAAGCUGUUGGAAAAGAAUUAGCAGUAGAUCCUUCUUUUGAAAUUGAAAAACGUCGCAAUAUUCCUUUGAAGUAUGACAGAGAAUUUUGGCAAAUGUCGAUGGAAGCUAUAAAAAAAGUCACAGAAAUUCAACAAAAGCGUCAAUCAACUUAUGUUAUGCAAAGGUUAAGGAAAGGACGUGAAGUUGAACAACAUAGAGACAUUAGAGAAGUUCAAAGAGACAUGGCAUUGAUACGGUCUCCUGCUGCAGGUCUUAAGCAACGUUUGGUAACUGAAGAAAAACUACUUGAAGAAGAACAUGAAAAUGAUGUGGAGAUGGUAACUGCUGAAGAAAGUGAUAAUAUUGAUCAUAGCAAACUUUCAUAUAUUAAAAUAUAAAUAUUUGUUAUAUUUCAAAAAUAUAAUGUUAUAUAAUGAGCCAUAAAAAAUGUAUAGAUAUGAUGACAUCA